Ylistrum balloti is the source of this 965-nucleotide messenger RNA. RefSeq lists its product as uncharacterized. The transcript has a single exon. Gene Ontology annotation, molecular function: serine hydrolase activity. The record is from RefSeq and is a predicted model, not a curated record. Bases 11 to 898 code for a protein of 295 amino acids. Lineage: Eukaryota; Metazoa; Mollusca; Bivalvia; Pectinida; Pectinidae.
CAGCAAGAAAAUGAAGGCUGCCAGUGUGACGAUAACUAACGUGAAACACGACGACCUUGACCUUCAGCUCCGAAGGGUCAAAAGAACUUCAGCCCCUCACUUCCACACGUCUGUCAGUGUUAAUCAAUCAUCACAUAAAACUCUGGUGCUGUUUUUUGGUUGGCUCGGUGCCAAACCACAUGCCCUGGAAUGUUAUUUCAAUUUGUAUGCUGAAAAAAACAUGGACGUCUUGUACAUUCCUGACCAGGUGAAACUGUUUGUAUGGCCACCCAAUGUGGACAAAUUUUCAAAGUCCUUGAUAACUUUCCUUAUAAACAAUGAAGAAGUGAAUCUGUAUGGUAGUUUCCUAGUCCACGGUGUUUCCAUUGGUGCUUAUGUUUUCACCUGUUGUUUGAUGAAAGCGGAUCAACACUGCACACAGUUCGGUUCCUUUAUUGACAAAGUCCAUGGUGUUAUUCUUGACAGCCCAACCUAUGGAUCGAUCGAAAGAAUGAGAAAAGGAGUGGCAGAGGGGCUUAGCAAAAGUCGCAUCAUAAAGGCUGUGAUUCCAAGACUGCUGUCAGUGUAUUUCUACUUCACGUGGAAGUACACCGUGGAGUUUUUUGAGAAAGCCAUGCAUUUCUUAGAAACACAACCAUUAAAUGUACCAUAUGCUUUUUUCUAUUCCCGUGAAGAUCCCAUGUGUGAUGCAGACGUCAUCACAGAUAUGAUUGAAAAUUGGCGGGAAAGCCUGUCUAUCUCUGUGAUAGUAAGAUUUUGGAAUAAGUCUGUGCAUGCUGGCCACUUACGUCAUCAUCCAGAUGACUACAAACAAACAUUUCAUCAGUUUAUUGAAGUUUACUUUGACAGAUUGAACAAACAAAUCAAAAGAAUGGCAGAACUGAAAUCAAAACUGUGAUAUUUAUUAUCAACAGCAGUACUAAGUGCCUUGCAGGAUCAUUUUAAUACUACAUUUAAAAAUUCAA